Messenger RNA from Henningerozyma blattae CBS 6284, 1956 nucleotides. RefSeq lists its product as uncharacterized. The coding region runs from base 1 to 1956 and encodes 651 amino acids. The transcript has a single exon. The record is from RefSeq and is a predicted model, not a curated record. Gene Ontology annotation, cellular component: cytoplasm. NCBI's taxonomy places the organism in Eukaryota, Fungi, Ascomycota, Saccharomycetes, Saccharomycetales, Saccharomycetaceae. Gene Ontology annotation, biological process: signal transduction; regulation of GTPase activity.
AUGUCAAACACUCGCGUGUCUUCUCUCAAUUCAACAAACUACUCAGACCUCCUCAACUCAGCCCGGAUCAAAAAAGUACUGGACUCGGAUAUAGCCAUCAACGCCCUCCUGCUAAGACUCAAACAAUCCCUUCUAUCGUGUGAAGAAUUCAUCAAGUACCUCAGGAAAAAACAUCUCUUCGAACAGGACAACGUCGACGAACUCUCCAAGCAAUUCAAACACUUCUUCACCUCCAAUUCAAACACCCAAACCACCAUGUAUAAAUCCAUCCAUCAAAUCCUCGCCUUCGAUGGCAAGCUGUCCAAUUCCAAACAAUCCUACAUCAAAUCCAUAAUCAAAAUCUACGACGAAUUGAACUCUUUGCUAUUGUCCAUCACUAAAUUGAGGAAAUCCAUCAAAGACAAUUCCAAGAAAUUGGAAAAAGACGUUUCCGACUCAAUCCACAUCGCUGAAAAGGCCAAGUCAAGAUACAUCUCCCUGUGUCAGGAUUGGGACAAGUUGAAAAUGACCGACCCAACAAAGACCAAAUUGACUCUGAGAGGUUCCAAGACCACCAAGGAACAAGAAGAAGAUCUCUUACGCAAGAUCGACGCCGCCGAUUUGGAUUACAAGCAAAAAGUAGACCAUUCCAAUUCCUUAAGAGACAAGUUCCUCCAUACCGAAAGACCCAAAAUCGUCAAGGAAUUGAAAAAUUUAAUCCUGGAAUUCGACACCGCAAUGUCCAUCCAAUUACAAAAAUAUUCCAUCCAAACUGAAAAUUUCAUUCUUAAUAUGGGCUUGAUCGUCUCGCCUGUCGAAGUCGACAAAUCCUUGAAAUCGAUCGCCUUCUCCAUCGAUAUCAACAACGAUUUAUACCAAUUCUUAAACAAAUACAACAGUAAACAAAACAUGAAAAAUAACGUUCUAGUAAAUAAAAACUUGAUCCCUGUCCCUUAUAAAAAACAUCCAUCCAUGGGCGGCUCCUCCUCCUCCUCCUCAGCCUCCCUACCGUCCACUACCAAUAGGAAAAUCACUUCAAGAAACCCUUCAUCUGCAAGUUCCAAGAAAAAUUUCUCAAACAUCGAUCCCUUAAAUACAACUUCCACAAUCUCAAGUCCAUCUUUAGCCUCCACCACUACUUUUGCAAAUUCCUCUUUACCAAACACCCCUCUUACAACCACCUCACCUUCCAAAAACAUUCUCACUUCCUCCUCCUCCUCAUUCGCACAACAAUCAUCAUUAAUUACUUCUCCAACUAUCACAUCUCCUUCAACAAGAUUACCAAGUACAACAACUUUUACUUCAUUAAAUGAUUCCAUCAAUACAAAUCAAAAUACAAUCGCCACUUCCACCACGGGUUCCAAUAAAAAUUUCGAAACAUUCGGUGUACCUUUAACUUCUCUCAUACAAAGUGAAGAUGAUAUGGUCCCCAUCAUCGUACGUCAAUGUAUUUAUAUCAUCGAUGAAUUCGGUAUAAACAUUGAAGGGAUUUAUAGAAAAUCAGCAAACGUCCUUGAAGUUAAUAAAUUAAAAGAUAUGAUCAAUAAGGAUCCUUCCAAUAUCCCUUCCUUGUUAUUACCUUCCAAAGAUUAUCAUGAUUCCGAUAUUCAUCUUGUCGCUUCAUUGUUUAAAUUGUUUUUCGCAUCUUUACCUGAUACUCUCAUACCUUCAGAAAUUAUACCUGAAUUAAAAAUUUGUAUUUCUAUUGAAGAUUUCGAUACAAGGAAAAAUUAUAUGCAUGGAUUGAUUUAUAAAUUCCCAGAUGCUCAAUAUUGGACUUUAAGAGCUUUACUUUUCCAUUUGAAAAAUAUUGCUAAAAAUUCAAAUCAAAAUAAAAUGAAUGAAAAAGCUCUAAGUAUUAUUUGGGGACCCACUGUCAUACCUUCAAAUGAUGAUGAUCCAACAGAUGUCAAUUUCCAAAUUAAUAACAUGCAAGUUUUAUUAGAUGUUACAGAACAAGCUUUUGAACCAGAAUAA